UGCCCCACCCUCACAAACACAGCGCUGUAACCUGUCAAAAUGAGGUGCAGGGAACAGCCGGGAUAACAGCUGAGUCAACACGGGAACGGACUUGUGAGACACAAACUGGACGAAUCUUCACCCCUGAAUCAGGCUUCAGCUCUGAGCAGUGAGUUCUCACUUGUGUGACACAGACAGGACGAAUCUUCACCCCUGAAUCAGGCUUCAGCUCUGAGCAACAUGAAGAGCCAAGCUGUGGCUGCAGAGACCGGGAGACAGGCAGGACAGGUGUGGGACUCAUUGAAGAAGGCUGCUUUUGUUCUGGGCUCUGGACUCUUCUUCUUGGUUGCGUUCAGGAACUCUGUCACUUGGCACCUGCAGCGGUUUUGGGGAGCGUCAGGGGAUUUCUGGCAGACACAGUGGGGGAAGCUGCACAGCCUCUUUGAAGGCAAUGAGGUGGCACUGUUCUUCCUGGGGACCAUGCUGGCUCCUACCAUCGCAUUCUGGUCUUUUAAUGCAAUUCUAAUGCUGGCCGACGCGACUGGAGUCCCUGCCUUCAUCACCCGCUACAGGAUUCAGAGGGACAGGAACAAUCCGGUUGAGCCAGUGAAGCUGUGGCAGGCUGUGAGGACGGUUCUGUUCAAUCAGUUCUGCCUCUCUGCUCCCAUGGUGAUGCUCAUGUAUCCCAUCAUGCAAUGGAGAGGAAACCCAUGUGGACCGGAGCUGCCUACCUUCCAUUGGGUGCUGCUGGAAAUCGUCAUCUUCGGGCUGAUAGAAGAGAUCAUGUUCUACUACUCACACAGGCUGUUCCAUCACCCAGCUCUUUACAAGCAUUUCCAUAAGGUGCACCACGAGUGGACAGCACCAAUCGGAGUGGUGGCUCUCUAUGCCCAUCCUGUAGAGCAUGUGUUAUCCAAUAUGCUGCCUCCCAUGCUCGGCCCCAUGUUAAUGGGCUCUCACAUUGCCACCACAACGCUGUGGUUCUGCAUGGCUCUGGUGAUCACCAGCAUAUCACACUGCGGGUACCACCUGCCCUUCCUGCCUUCUCCCGAAUUCCACGAUUUCCAUCACCUCAAGUUUAACCAGUGCUAUGGAGUGCUGGGGGUUCUGGACAGACUGCAUGGCACGGACACUGUCUUCAAGAAGACCAAGGCUUACGAGCGCCACACCAUGCUGCUCAACCUCACGCCUCUCUCAGAGAGCAUCCCAGACUCCCUGAAGCAGGGACAGUGAGCUGUGAGCCUGGGGAACAAUCACAGCUUCACAGCGCACUCACGCUAGAGGAUGUACAACCGUGACCAUGAGCUUUUAAAUUUAAUUUACAAAUCAAUAAGCUAGAGUUUAAACAGCAAUGCUUUGAGAACAAACUGCUGAUAUCUUUCUGGACCUUUCCAGUUCCUAGAUCUCAUGACUUUCUCAUAAUAAUAGUUACUUUUUAAAUGCAAUUUCUCUGUUGAUCCAUUAUGUAUGCUUUGAGUGUGUAGCAGUGUUUGUAUAAAUCAUAUCCUAAAUUGAGAUUUAAAGCACUUUGAUAAUUACUUUAUAAGCUAAAUAAACCAGAAAGCACUUACUUUAAA
This is a messenger RNA of Polyodon spathula (Mississippi paddlefish), 1556 nucleotides long. It is a transcript of the gene faxdc2, whose product is annotated as fatty acid hydroxylase domain containing 2. The transcript has 10 exons. The record is from RefSeq and is a predicted model, not a curated record. The coding region runs from base 220 to 1212 and encodes 330 amino acids. Lineage: Eukaryota; Metazoa; Chordata; Actinopteri; Acipenseriformes; Polyodontidae. Gene Ontology annotation, biological process: sterol biosynthetic process. Gene Ontology annotation, molecular function: C-4 methylsterol oxidase activity; iron ion binding.